Messenger RNA from Lycium ferocissimum, 2169 nucleotides. Its product is annotated as putative late blight resistance protein homolog R1B-12. Gene Ontology annotation, molecular function: ADP binding. The record is from RefSeq and is a predicted model, not a curated record. Gene Ontology annotation, biological process: defense response to other organism. The transcript is spliced from 3 exons. Bases 1 to 2169 code for a protein of 722 amino acids. NCBI's taxonomy places the organism in Eukaryota, Viridiplantae, Streptophyta, Magnoliopsida, Solanales, Solanaceae.
AUGGCUUAUGCUUCAGUUGUUUCUCUUGCUCAAACUCUAGAGGAACUCAGGACCAGAAUCCCAGGUUUGUUUUCUGACCCAACAAUGAAAUCUUUAGCUGGAUCUCUUGAGUAUUUCAAAGGCUUUCUUGAUGAUAGUAGCAAGAGAAGUUAUCACCAAGAAAAAGUCAAAGUUUCGGUUGGAAAGUUUAGAGAUGCACUAAAUGAAGUUGAGAGUACUAUUGAACUAAAGAUUUGUGAAUUUCACCAAAAGGGAAGUUUGAGUGGCUAUGAAAAAGCAAGUGAAGAUUUAGUAGGAAGUUUAUUACCAGUAGUACAGAAGAUUGAGUUAAUAAGGAAAGAAUUGGUGCUGAGUCUUGAACCUUGUACAAGCCAUGGCCAUGACAUUGAACCUGCUGAAGAUCAUCUCGAGACUCGGGAAUCUAUGCUUGGAAGUCCAUCUAGAAGUAGUUUUACUACGAAUAUGGAGCAUGAUGUUGUGGGUCUUGGUGAUGAUUUGGAGAAGAUCUUAGAGAAACUACUUAGGUCCUCAUCCGAGAGACAAGUUGUCGCAAUCACAGGUAUGGGUGGUAUUGGCAAAACGACACUCGCUAAAAAAGCUUAUGAUCAUCCUCGAGUUAGGUCUCGCUUUGACAUUCAUGCAUGGGUUACAGUAUCUAGAGAUUAUGGAAUGAGAAGAUUGCUGUUAAGUCUCGUCCGUUGUAUUCCAGGUAUGACGGAUAAGUUUCUAGAGAAGACUGAGGAUCAAUUAGCAGAGUUGUUAUAUAGAAAACUGAAGAACCGAAGAUAUCUUAUUGUCAUUGAUGAUAUCUGGAGUACCGAAGUUUGGGAUAAUGUAACCAGAUGUUUUCCGGAUGACGACAAUGGUAGUCGAAUCAUAUUAACAAGUAGGCUUAACGAUGUAGCUGCUUAUGCUAAUCCUGAUAGUCCUUUGCAUGAGAUGGAAGUAUUAAGUUUGGAUGAUAGUUGGAAAUUACUCUCCAUUAAGGUAUUUGGGGCGAACGAUCUUUGUCCUUCUGAAUUGGAGGAUAUUGGGAAGCAAAUAGCAGAAAAGUGUGGUGGACUUCCUUUGGCAAUUCUGGUGGUUGCAGGGCAUCUUUCUAAAAUUGCUAGGAGAAGAGAAAGUUGGAUUAUUGUUGCAAAGACUGUUAGUUCAGUUGUUGCGAACGAUCCUGAUAAAUGCCUAGGAGUGCUCGGUAUGAGUUACAAUUACCUACCGAACCACCUCAAGCCGUGCUUCCUCUCUAUGGGGGCUUUUCCUGAGGACUUUGAAAUUAAAGCUCGGAUGUUGAUCCAAGUUUGGGUUGCUGAAGGGUUUCUAAAAGCCGGAAGGCUCAAGAGCUUGGAAAAAGUUGCAGAAGAGUGUUUGGAGGAUCUUAUUAGUAGAAAUUUAAUUAUGAUUAGAAAGAGGAGGUUCAAUGGCGAGAUAAGAAGUUGUGGGUUACAUGAUUUGUUGAGGGAUUUGAGCUUAAGAGAAGCUCGAAAAGAUAAGUUCCUGCAUGUGACAUCAACUCGAUAUGUCUCAAGUUUUCUAGCACAAAGGACCGAGGUUCGUGGCUUCAGCUUUCUUUCCGACAUUUCUCUAAAUGAUUCUAGUGAGUUAUCACCUCAUGUUGCUCGAUCGAUGUUUCUUUGGGGAAAACAGUUAAUCUCUGCUCCGCUUCAUAGGCAAAUUUCCUUAUUAGCGAGCUUCAAACUUAUCAGAGUGUUGGCAGUUUUUUCUCAUUUGUUUCCUUCAUUCCCAGUUGAGAUAAUGCAACUAAUUCAUCUAAGGUACCUUUGGAUUCGAUCAAAUGGUAAUCUUCCUGCAUCAGUGUCUAGGCUUUAUAAUCUGCAAACCUUGGUAUUUCAACAACCAGAACUACAUUAUAUGUACAAAACUUUAAUUCUGCCUCAAGAGAUCUGGAACAUGACACAGCUAAGGCGUCUGCGUUUACUGAGUGGCAACUAUCUGUCUAAGCCUAAAAGAAGUGCAAAAACAGAUGGUGUUUUGGGGCUAAGAGCUCUGGAGGAACUUUCUCACUUAUGUUUUGCUAGCUGUACAGAGGAAGUCUUUUCCUGCCUUCCCAAUAUACGUAAACUGAGUAUUCUCGAUGCUGCAUCCGAUGAUGCAUUUGAAUGCUUACAAAAUCUGGCCCAUUUAGAGAAACUUGAAACGUUGAAAGGCUAA